GCAAGGAACACAGCAACAGCAACGGAUUUUUGCGCUUUCUGCCGUUGCCGCGUUCAUUGCCCGGUAACAUCUUCAUCGAACGGUCUAAAACCGACAAGUGUUUAAUCAACGUUUCAUCAAACGUACACGGCUGCUCAUUGUCGGCCACAACGAACAAGAGAAAAACGCGGAGGAUCUCGAUAUAAUGGUAUUGUAACGAAAUUGCCGAGGAAUAAUCGGAUAGUGAUCGUUGAGGGUAAAUAUCGAGAUUAGACAAGCCGUAUUAACAAUCGUACAAGUGCCUAUAUACCUACGAAUUUGACACGUUGGAUAUAGGGGGGAUCGAUCGUAAUAAGUGCGCGAGGUUUUAUAUCGUCGUCGAUAAGCCGAGUGUAUGUUCCACCAAUAAAUUGAAGCAUAUAUUUACGGGAAUAGUUAUACAAAGGAAGUGUGCGAAAAAUCAGUAAUGUUUGAGUCGAAGCGCGGAUCGGUGGCAAGAGUGUUCGCCGACGCUCACUGAGCGGUUCGACGAUCGCUGCAUCGAAUAGAUCCCGCCGCCAGAAAUAUUAAAACAAAAUAAAUCGGAGAAUUUUCGCGAACAAGCGUUGUCGCCCGAUAAUUUCAGAAUGAUGAAUGCGUUUUUAGACGGUGUGGCGUCACACCCGCACCAUCUCGCGAGUCUUGGAAUAAAGCUGUCGCCGAGUGGAUCACCGGCUACACCGGAAUCGGUUUGUACAGUCGGCGCAAGUGGUAAUGUGGGAAUACAAGGAGGCGCGAGCGGAACACCCGGUGACCCUUCCUCACAGCAGCAUCAUCAUUAUCACCCCUCUCAGGCGGCUUAUCCACCUCAUCAUCCUCAUCCUGGAAGUCACAUGAGCCCUCACAUGGGCCAUCACAUGAGUCAUCAUCCUGGUUACGCGGCUAGAGACUUUUUAUUGCGACGAGAGCACGAAUUUAACGCGACCGCGAAUCCAACGACGCCGGAAAGUGGUUUAGGCCUGUUUACCCCGCUUCAUCACGACGGGACCGCCGGGGGCAUGCAACAAUUCUCGCAUCAUCCUGGUCAACAUCCCCUGGCAGCGACGAGCCAUUAUCCCGGCCACUAUACUCAGGAUACGAGGCUACCUCCUCACCAUCAGUAUCUCGGUGGACCGCAUUUAGCACCUGCCUCGAUACAUCACCAGCAGCACGCAGCGGUCUCUCAUCCCAGUCAUCAUCCCCACGGAGCUUUCCUUCGGUACAUGAGAACCGGGGGUGGCUCGCAGAGACAAGAAAUGUCCUGCAUGUGGAUCGAUCAGGAUUUACCUGGUCCCGCCGGUCGAAAAUUGUGCGGUAAGCUAUUCAAUUCCCUCCACGACAUCGUUACCCAUCUUACGGUCGAACACGUGGGUGGACCGGAGUGCACGACACACGCGUGUUUCUGGCAGGGUUGCUCGCGCAACGGCCGUGCCUUCAAAGCAAAAUACAAACUCGUCAACCACAUCAGGGUGCACACCGGUGAAAAACCAUUCCCAUGCCCGUUUCCUGGUUGCGGCAAGGUUUUCGCGAGAUCGGAGAACUUGAAGAUUCAUAAAAGAACGCAUACGGGCGAGAAACCAUUCAAGUGCGAAUACUCCGGCUGCGAGAGGAGAUUCGCAAAUAGCAGUGAUCGAAAGAAGCAUAGUCACGUCCACACGUCCGACAAACCCUACAAUUGUCGAGUCUCAGGCUGCGACAAGUCGUACACACAUCCGAGCUCGUUGCGCAAACACAUGAAGGUGCACGGUAUGACAUUGGGAGAGGGAAAGCUGGGAGGAGGUUACGAGAGCGAAGGAGAAGAGAGCAGUAGCAGCGGAGGUAGCUUGUCAGUAACGGGCCACACGGAAUCUCCACAGCCACCCCCGAUCGUCCCGACAACGCCCAAUUCGGUAUCCGCGGCCAAUCAAACACCAAACACCAACAGCAAUAACAAUAGUAACACCAACAACAACAGCAACAGCAACAGCAACAAUAACAACAACAACAACAACAACAACAACAACAACAACAAUAGCAGCGAGAACAACAACGCUAAUAAUCACCUACACCACCAUCAUCAUCACUUCGGGAGUCCGAGGGGUCCCGAACUGACCGAAUGGUACGUCUGCCAACCACCGAGCGUUGGAGCCCAGCACAGUCCAUUACCCGGACCACCGCCACCCCAUCAUCUCAGUCAUCAUUUCAACCCCUUGAUGCAUCAUCAAGCGACCGCUUAUUGAGCUCGAGAAUACGUAUUUCCGCGGAUGACAAAUUAAUUAUCGCCACUCUCAAGUAGACGUUCUUCAUUAAUCAAAGCCGUGAAUUUUCGUGAAAACCAUACGUCGACGUAUGACGAUUUAAAAAAUAAUUUAUCACUGUACAUAUAAUCAUUUAUUCAAUAUUUAGUGGAAAAUUCGAGUAUUAAACGUCCCUGCUACAGAUUUUACUCUGAACCUUACCCGAGGUAUCAUCAUCAUCAUUCCUUAUGAACCGUAACCUCGUUCAAAACGAACAAAAAUGCUAAAUCUUGAGAAACAUUUUUUUUCCAAAGCCAAAUAAUGCGAUAAUAUCCGAAGGCUCGUUAUAAUAAAACAGUCUCAUACCGCAACAUUACUCUGAUCGGUAAUUUACGCGGACGAGCGGUUGAUAGAGGAAAAGAAAAAACAGGGGACACGUCGAUUAAGAUUAUUCGAUCGAGAUGUCAAUCAGUACGAAAGAAUCCUUAUUCCACUAAAAUCAACGCUCGGAGUCUCAUGCAGGGCUAAUGAAUUCACUACUCGAGAAGCCUCGCAUAUGCCCUCGAUCAAAUGUUUUUUUCUACCCAACUAUCUCCUUUCCCUUCGACUUGUAUUAUUGGAGGAUACGAGCAUAAGGAAUCGAGAUCAUACGAAGAGUAAAUGAUAGUAAAGAACAAGAACAAAGCGACAUCAGCCAGCAUACAAUUACAGUCACGUUCGUGCCUCAAAGCUAACCAAAUAAAAAAAAUAUUAAUGUAUACUCUAUUCGACAACUCUUAAGCAAGCUUUUUGCCUAUUGUAUUUUUUUAGAGAGCCGCGUGCACCCGUCACAUGCAUGAACAAUAAUAUUUCAAUGUGGGUAGGGAAAAUAAGAGAGGGGGUAGCGAAAUUAUUUUCGUCCGAAACUGUGUAAUCUCGCAUUAGCGAUCGAAUAUCCAUAAAAUAUUUUUGCGGUUCCGGCAUAAUAGAGAAAGAGAGAGAUAAAUAAAUGGUUGAGAAGCUGUAAAUAUCUAAGUAUGGGAAUGUUGAUUAAUUCAAUGGAAAAAAGAAGACGAAUUGAGGCAUAAGUGUGAAAAUUUAAUAAAUUAUGUAUUUGCGAAAGUACGUUAUGAAAGAUGAGAUACAAGGAUGUAUAUGAUUGAUUGUAAAAUAUGUAAUUUUUCUUUUUUUUUUUUUUUUCAUUAUGUGAUAUCCUGUACAUACAGAAAAUCUACCAUUGAUUGCGAGUAAUCUUAUUGAUAUGAAUAUAUUAUUGGUAUUAUUAUCUUUACUAUCGUAUUGACGAUAAUUAUUAAUAUUGUGUAUAUGGUUAGAUUUGCAAGGAGUAACUGAUAAGCGAUGGAAUCCCGACAAGUUAAAAGAGAGGGAAAAGGGGAUGGAGAGAUUGAAAUAAGAGUGCGACGUUGUAUUAUACGAUAUAUUAUUAAAUUUGUUUUGCAAAACAUUGAAAAUAUAAA
Molecule: messenger RNA, 3670 nt
Organism: Venturia canescens
Lineage: Eukaryota; Metazoa; Arthropoda; Insecta; Hymenoptera; Ichneumonidae
Gene: opa
Product: odd paired
Exons: 3
Coding region: 606-2216 (536 amino acids)
Biological process (GO): regulation of transcription by RNA polymerase II
Cellular component (GO): nucleus
Molecular function (GO): DNA-binding transcription factor activity, RNA polymerase II-specific; RNA polymerase II cis-regulatory region sequence-specific DNA binding
Source: RefSeq, a predicted model, not a curated record